Phytophthora nicotianae INRA-310 is the source of this 1024-nucleotide messenger RNA. Its product is annotated as isopentenyl-diphosphate delta-isomerase. The record is from RefSeq and is a predicted model, not a curated record. The coding region runs from base 70 to 825 and encodes 251 amino acids. Gene Ontology annotation, biological process: isopentenyl diphosphate biosynthetic process; isoprenoid biosynthetic process. Lineage: Eukaryota; Oomycota; Peronosporomycetes; Peronosporales; Peronosporaceae. Gene Ontology annotation, molecular function: isopentenyl-diphosphate delta-isomerase activity. The transcript has 4 exons. Gene Ontology annotation, cellular component: cytoplasm.
UGAAAAACUUUGUUCCGGAGGUACCUAACUUCUUAGCCUCAGUUGUCAAUCGAAGCAAACACUGACAACAUGGUACUGGCGAAUGUGCGUGCGGGUGGAGCCUUGAUGGGAGCGGCGGUGCGUAACAGUGCGGCAGCCUUCAGCUCGGCGGGCCGCGUGACGUUCGAGGAGCUCACGGCUGGCGCCGACGCCGAACAACUCCAGUUCAUGAAGGAACAGAUCGUUCAGGUGGACGAGCAGGACAACGUGGUGGGCCCCAUCAGCAAGAAAGACGCGCACAUCCAUGACGGUGUGUUGCACCGCGCGUUCAGUGUCUUUGUCUUCAACUCCAAGAACGAGCUGCUAAUCCAGAAGCGUGCGAGCGAGAAGAUCACAUUCCCGAGCUUCUGGGCCAAUACUUGCUGCAGCCAUCCGCUCUUCACCGAAGGUGAGCUGGAAGACGGCGUCGGUGUGAAGCGUGCCGCCAUCCGCAAGCUGGAGCACGAGCUCGGCAUCCCUGCCUCCACCUUUGCAAUCGACGACUUGGCCUACGUCUCGACGGUCAUGUACAAGGCUGCAUCCGACGCUAACUGGACGGAGUACGAGAUGGAUCACAUUCUCUUUGCGCGUGGCGAGGUGCCACUGGACAACGUCAACAAGAACGAAGUAGAGCAGAUCGAGUUCGUUGCUCGUGAAAACCUGCCUGCACUUCUCAAUGACUCUACGCGCAAGCUCUCGCCGUGGUUCCAUCUCAUCGGUUCAAACUUGCUGCCGCACUGGUGGGACAAUCUGGACGCUGUGCUGGAGGAGGACAACUCCGACCGUCAGAUCCACGACUAUCGCUAGACAUUUACGUUCUCAAUUUGAACGCGAGGUGCAUUGUGCCUUAUAGAACAAGCACGCACAAUGAAAGUGUGCACUUCAUACUCGAUACAACAUGAACAAAAACAAAUGCUGAGGUCUUAAUUGUAUUCUCUAGCUUGAAUCAUCGCUGCGGCUAGUAGGAGCCAACUUGGACAGACUCGCACCAAUAUUCGAAAAGAAA